AUGCCCGUCUAUUCAGUUGCUCCCGAUUUGCGGGCCUUCCGCGACGACAAACCAACGCUGCUGGUCUGUUGGUGGGCAACGUCGUUUUGCACGCUAAUGAUAUUGCUGCGCGUCCUCGGUCGGUUUAUAAGAACGGAACGGCUGUUCAUCGAGGAUAAGAUUGCAGCACUGGCCUUGAUCCCGCUCAUUUUGCGAAUGGUUUGCGUGCAUUUCGUCCUGAUUUACGGUACAAAUAAUGCCAACUUCGCCGACGUCAACCUCACCACUCCACAGUUACAUCAGAAGAGCGUGGCGAGCGGACUAGUUUUGCUUAGCAGGUUCUUUUAUGCUGCAACGCUGUGGAUUCUGAAGUGCUGUAUUCUCGAGUUCCUCAAACGCAUCACAGACCUCACCUGGGAAAGAUCCCACCACACAGCGCUCAUCGCGAUUCGUUGGACCUUGUUGAUCACGUUUAUCGGCGUCGUUGUCAGCGAUUUGACUGAAUGUCGGCCGUUCAACCAUUAUUGGCAGGUCCUGCCAGAUCCUGGUGGUCAAUGCCGCCAAGGAUACGUGCAGCUGAUCACCAUGGCCACUUGCAACAUCUUCACCGACCUUUUACUCGUCGUAUUCCCCAUACCCAUUAUUUUGCAAAGCAAAAUGCUCGUUCGAAGAAAAGUACAGCUUGUUCUGUUGUUUUCGCUGAGUUUGUCUGUCAAUGUCGUCACCAUUUACCGAUUGCCUCGCAUCAUACAAGCGCAUGGUCGGCAGCAGUACCGCUCUCUUUUGGCCUCGGUCGAGCUGUUGUUUGCGGCCGCAGCCGCCAAUGCUGUGGUCCUCGGCUCAUUCGUUCGUGACCGCGGUGUCAAGAAGCACAAGUUCCACCGCAAUUCCUGCGCCGAUUCUUUUGAUCGGUCGUCCAACCCUCGCAGACCGACUCUACACCGACAAUGGGGUAGCGACGAGGAUCUUGUGAGGGAUGUCGGACUGGGUGUCGAUGCGCAACUGCGAGAGCAACUGGAUAGCCCCGACACCGAACAUUUCGCCCAUGCAACAGAGGCGGCGCAGAAGCUCGACCAUGACGUGAACUGGCAAGUCUCGAAGCGCCGGAGCCAUGCGGAGCAAAGCGACGACUCGCUGAUGCCACACGACCCAUCAGCCAAGGUGGACUCCAGCAGGAAGGGCACAUCUUUCUUCGACGUCGGCGGCUUGCUCGAAGACUCGGUGGCGGGCAGCAGCGGGGGAAGUUGUAGACCGGGAAGCUACACGUCCUCUACGCUGGAUGCCGUUUCAGCCAGCACGGCUCCUCCGCCUUCAGUACCAGCCUCCAACUACGGCGCGCGACGAGGCUCGACAGCUUUGUUGCAGGAUUUGGGCGGGUUGCUAGGACCACGUAAUACCAAGACGGCCCGGGCGAAGUCCAAACCCGGGACCGAGCUGCAGCCCAUACCACAAUCGCGCGAGAUGCAAUCGCACAAUCGCCAGAGAGGGCCGUCGCCAGAACUCAUGGACCUGGGCGGUCUGUUGAGCUGA
Metarhizium album ARSEF 1941 is the source of this 1509-nucleotide messenger RNA. RefSeq lists its product as uncharacterized. Lineage: Eukaryota; Fungi; Ascomycota; Sordariomycetes; Hypocreales; Clavicipitaceae. Bases 1 to 1509 code for a protein of 502 amino acids. The transcript has 2 exons. The record is from RefSeq and is a predicted model, not a curated record.